AUGCAUUUGUUGGGAUCCUGUUAUCUUGGGAAGAGUCCAUGGGAGUCCAGGAGUCCGCUUUUCCCCCCUUGUAUUGCCCGCUCACCAGCAUUUCUACCAUUAGUUUCGAUUGAAGAUGUGCAAGCAAUUCGCGCUGUUGAUGUACAUCAAGGUGGAAAUUACCUUGCUGUUGGUUCCAACUCACAAAUGUGUGUAUCUUUUGCUAAAAACCAGCAGUUACGUGUAUGCGCGUAUCCAGAACUAAAAAAGAUUGCGCAAACAUCACCUGGUUCAAUCUGUUGUAUGUCAUGGAGUCCGAAUGGUCGAAUUAUUGCAACUGGUUCAAAUGAUAAGUUAAUUAAACUUGUUCGAUUAGACAUGGAUAGACCAGACGAUGGGUCAAAUAAUACUGAAAUUGAAUUAACACAUCAUAAUGGUACAAUAAGAGAUCUUAUAUUUAUGCAUGAUCAUUUACGUGAUGAUUCAAUAUUGCUGAAUGGUGGGGCUGGUGACUGUAAAGUCUAUGUCACGGAUGUUAUGAAACAAACACCGAUAAGAAAUUACGCCGGACAUCAAGGUCAUAUUUAUUCAUUAUUUGCAUGGGACGCGUGUAGUUUUGUUUCUGGAAGUCAAGAUGGAACAUCGAAAAUAUGGGAUAUUCAUAGUCCAGUAGCGGCUGUUGCUGUCGAUAAUUCUGGACAAUUAUUGGCUGCAGCCUACGAGGAUGCAACAUGUUUACUAUAUGACUUAAGAGGAAAGAGAAUUGUACAAAUUUAUCAAGCACAUGCUGACGAAAUUCGAAGUGUACGAUUUUCUGUUCAUUUGCAUUAUCUAUUAACAGCAUCGUAUGACAAAAAAGUGUGCGUGACAAGUCUAUACGAUAAGAAAUUAUUACUUCAUCCUGAUAAGGAUGUGCAUAUGGUUAAAGAUGCAGUAUUCUGUGAUCUGACUAAGCCUCUUAUAUUGUCCAAUGUUGCUCCUCAUACGGAUAAAAUAAUUCAAGCACGAUGGUAUCCACAUGAAAUGUCGUUCGUUACCACAAGUGCUGAUAGAACUUGUGUUGUUUGGGCUCCAUCUGCAUUGGCUGCAGCCAACUUAUAG
Molecule: messenger RNA, 1080 nt
Organism: Didymodactylos carnosus
Lineage: Eukaryota; Metazoa; Rotifera; Eurotatoria; Philodinida; Philodinidae
Source: the annotation of a GenBank genome assembly